AUACUUUCGUCACGUGUGAUCAGCUAUUAAAUUUUUCUUUAAAAGUGUGCACCCAGAUUCCUAAUUAUAGGGCUAGUUUGUUGGAGAGCAUUCCAGCUCAUUAUGUGGUCAUUUGUUUAUUUCCCAACAGGGAAAUAACUUGAAGCGUAUCUGCCAACUUGUCACGGUUGUGCAUUAACGCAGACUUGUUUCAGAGGGAGAGGGAGAGGCUGUGGUGCUGGACUGAACGCAGCUUUCUAGUGACGGAGCUGUAAUUUGAGAGUAGCACAGAGGUAAUAUUAGUCAAAACGCGGCGCAUCCAGAUGCUGCGUUUGAGGCACCAAGCAGAGUCGGGAGUUAGCGGCGCUGAGGCAAACUGCGCUUCUUUUCCACCCGCCAACUGUGAUGCGCGCGGGCACGCUGGAUUAAAGGAGCAAGAGAGAAGCUAUUAAAGCAAUUUUACGCCAUUUCUUGUUUUUUUCAGGGAGACGAAACCCUGAGGCGGACUUUUAAGCUUCAAACCUGAGACGCAGUUUGGACACCGAGACCUAUUUGCGCUGAGAUGAACUAGUUCAACUUUCUCAAAACAUUUUAAAACUUAUUUAUUCACCUUUAUUUAUUUUGUUUGUUUUCGUGCACGUGGGACAAGCGGGGAACUAUGUUUUAUAUUUAUUUGCUCUUAUUAAGUGAGGGGAUGCUGUCAUUGCCCGUGUCUGGAGCCUUUUUCCGGGGACCGCUACAUCCGGAGAUGUCCAAUGGCACUUUUCAUCAUUACUUUGUGCCGGACGGUGACUACGAGGACAACGACGACCCGGAGAAAUGCCAGAUGCUUUUUAAAAUGACCGACGAGCGGAAGUGCAGCCUUGACGAGGAUGACUACUCCGUCAUACGGGAUGAUUUCACUCUCGUCAAGAGGCAGAUUGAGGACUCGGCUCGGGUGCUGGGGGGCAUCGGCAAAAGCAUCUCCUAUGACCUGGACGGGGAGGACAGCUACGGGAAGUACCUGCGGAGGGAGACGACCCAGAUCAGUGAGGCGUUCACGAGCUCGGAGAAAUCCCUGCUGGAGCUGGAGGUGAAGUUCAAACAGAGCCAGGAGAGCGAGCUGAAGGAGGAGCACCGACUCAGUGACGACUUUGUCAACAUGGUCACGCACACACGGGACGUCCUGAAGGAGACGGUGGACAUCUCUCUGGGUCUGAAGGACAAGCACGAGCUGCUGUCUCUAAUCAUCCGCAGCCACGGCACGAGACUGAGCCGACUGAAGCACGAGUACAUGAAGCUCUAAAAGAAAAUAGUCCCUAAACGUCUCAUGGUAGCACUAUUAAAAGUUAUUGAAUUUCAUGGAGGGAUCAUGUGACCCAGAGGUAAAUGUUCUCUAGGAUUAUAAAAUUUAAACAUUAAAGGUCAGUUCACUUAAAUAUAUUUGUAUUUGUCAGUAAAGAUUUUGGUGUAUUUCCCUUCAUUUGGAACAUUACAUUUAUGUUAGGAUAAUAAACUGGGUGCAGUUUUGUUACUUGAUCUCAGGGUUCUGUUUUCCUAAAGCAGCCGCAUGUCUGUUAUUUCCUAAUAAUAUAUUUUUGUUCAUGUUCCUGCAUUAAUUUGUGUUUUAUAGAGAAAAAACACAUUUAAUACAAUGAAACAACCACAUUGAGGCUUAUUUACAGGCAUCACUAUUAAAUAACAUGCAUAAGAUCCUGGGCAUAGAGAUAGCUAACUGUCUAAAAUCAAAUGUUACACUUUAUUUUUGUGGUAUUGUAUUAGACUUCUAGUCUUUAAAUGACAGUAUCCACACAAAAGUUUGUGUUAGGAACACGAUUUACUUAAAAAACAGUUAUUAUAUGUAACAAAUUACCAACAUCAAUGUUGAAAGAUUCUAAAUUCAUCCAUUAAAAAAGGAGCAAAAUGUCUAUUUAAGGUAUUUUUUCUGUAAAAAGAAAAACAAUGUCUAGUUCUACAUUUUAUUAAAACACAAAGUUGUAAUAAUUUUUGUUAUAAAAUUGGGGCAAUUUUUUUUUGUGAUUGAACUAUAAGCUGUCUUACACUAAUCAAACGAUUAAAAACGAGAGUUUUGACUUAACAAAACAAAAAAUACUUUAGUGAGAACUGAGUAAAAAAAUACUGAAAUAAUUUUUUGUCUCCAUAUUCUCUUCUGAAUACAGUUUUUAUGAUUUGGACUAAACAAAUUCACAAUUUGUUUUCCUCUUUAACGUAAAAUAAAUAAAACUAUAAUUAUUCUUCUUUGACCCACAAGAUGAAUGUUCUCAGAAAACCGAACAAUGUUUACAUGCGGUCUUAUGGAUCUGUCGUAAUUAUGUCUUGCUUUGUUUUAUAGACCAACAGACUUUGCACAAUUCUUUACUGUUCCAUUGCAAACGAUUGUGACAUGUUUUAAAAAUGCAAAACCUUCUCCGUGCAGUUUUGCACAAACAUAAAAACAUUGUAAUAUGGAGUAAAUACUGUGAGCGCCAAUAUCUUUAUUACUGAAUCCUUUUAUCUGUAUUUUUAUUAUACAAUCUUUCAACUCAAGGAGCAUAUCUAUAUCCUUGUUUAUCUUUAAGAUAUAUGACCAGAUGUAAUACGUUGAUGGAAAAGACUGCAGGCAGCACUCGUGUCAUUUUGUCUCAAAGUUUUAUCAGUAUGACACAUUUAUUAAAUUGUAUUGUGACUUUACAAAUAAAACAAUUGUGUUCAAAGUA
Messenger RNA from Nothobranchius furzeri (turquoise killifish), 2675 nucleotides. It is a transcript of the gene fibinb, whose product is annotated as fin bud initiation factor b. NCBI's taxonomy places the organism in Eukaryota, Metazoa, Chordata, Actinopteri, Cyprinodontiformes, Nothobranchiidae. The record is from RefSeq and is a predicted model, not a curated record.